This is a messenger RNA of Camellia sinensis, 1665 nucleotides long. RefSeq lists its product as uncharacterized. NCBI's taxonomy places the organism in Eukaryota, Viridiplantae, Streptophyta, Magnoliopsida, Ericales, Theaceae. The record is from RefSeq and is a predicted model, not a curated record.
CGUCACACACAACACACAUCGAUCGAUGUGAUGUGUCUUCUCCAUUUGCGAUUCUGCAACUUCCCUCUCUUUCCUUCUCAUUCGCUUGCAUUGAAUCAAUAUUUAGGGUUUCACAGAGAGAGAGAGAGAGAGAGAGAGAGAGAGAGAGUGUCUGUACAUUGUACAUCUAUUUGUUUGUUAAUUGAAAUUUCAAUCAAUUUGUUUUCAAACUCUUCAGCUUCAAGCUUAAUUCUCUUAUUGUGUAUAUAUAAAGAGAGAAACAGAGAAUUAGGGUUUGAAAUUGGUGAUGUCGCAGAGCAGCAGCACCCAGAGCAGCGGAACCGGACCGGACUUUCAUCUACCCGAUGAGUUAUUGUCGGUGAUUCCCAUUGAUCCCUACGAUCAGCUUGAUCUCGCCAGGAAGAUCACUUCGAUGGCAAUCGCAUCUCGCGUGUCGAAGCUUGAAUCGGAGGUUGGGAGGUUAAGGCAGAAGCUUUAUGAGAAGGAUCAAUUGAUAUUGGAGCUCGAAGAGAAGGGCUCGCACCUCGAACAGGCCUUUCAUGAAGUAGAUAUGCGGUUGAAGAUCGCUCGUGAUGAUAAUAUGAAGCUUUCCAAGGAGAGAGAUUCAUUGGCCAUGACAACGAAGAAACUAGGGCGUGAUUUGGCGAAGUUGGAGACGUUCAAGAGACAAUUGAUGCAGUCACUAAAUGAUGAUAAUUUAUCACAAGCUGAAACUGUUGAUAUUGUGACAUGUGACCAAUUAGUUCCCAAAUCCUAUUCUGUGAAAGAUGAGGAAUUAAAUGGCCACAUGGCUCACCAUUCGCGAAGCAGCUCUAUAGAAAGUGGAUAUACAACUUAUGAUGCCUCACAGCAAGCUGGGCAAAGAUUUUCUAUGACGCCGUAUAUUACACCACGCCUUACUCCUACUGGAACUCCGAAAAUCAUUUCCACGACUGGAUCCCCAACAAGAUAUUCUGCUGCUGGAUCUCCUCAGAAAACUUCUGGUGCUACAUCUCCCACGAAAAGCCAAUAUGAGGGACGAGGUUCACUGUCUUCAUGGUACCCAUCAAGCCAGCAGUCAUCAGCUGCAAACUCCCCUCCUCGUGGACGCUCAGGGCCAGCACGCACUCCACGAAUUGAUGGAAAGGAGUUCUUCCGUCAAGCUAGGAGUCGUCUAUCAUACGAACAAUUUAGCGCGUUUUUGGCAAAUAUAAAGGAAUUAAAUGCUCAAAAGCAAUCCAGAGAGGAAACUUUGAGGAAAGCUGAAGAGAUAUUUGGGACGGAUAACAAAGAUCUUUACUUAUUAUUUCAAGGAUUGCUUAACCGCAACAUACACUAAAUGUUUUGGUGAAAUGGCUUCUGAAGACAAUGCUGACAAUUGGUUUGAUUGGCAAGGGACACUGGAGCUGAUUUGAGGUCAACCUCAUAUCCAGUUGUUUUGUGUGGACCAAGUGGAAUCAACAUACAUAUGAGCUGAUUAUCCUUCAGGGACUAGAGCAUGGUAUUUGCAGGCUUGAUUCUCCCCAUUCCUUGCAUGCAUGCCCGGUACCUAACUGCUUCUUGUUUGUUUUUUUGGGCAUUACCUGCUGUGUUCUAUUAAAAUGUAACAAUUAAUGCUUGCAAGAUAUUCAUGUCAUUGAGUGAAAAAAUUUUGUUCAAUUAAUCUGAUAACAAUCUCUCUCUCUC